AUGAUGUAUGCAACUAUCGAGCGGGUUCAAGUAUUGCGCAGUCCAUUCCGAACAUCACGUCGAUCAGUAUCACCACGAUUUAUUGCAGUUAUUACUAUAAUCGUCAUAGGAGCUCUUGCUGUCACCGCAUUACAGUUCCUGCCACCAUCACAAAAUAUUCCAUCUCAUGUGGCUGAAACACUUUUAGGGUUACAUGUCGUCAGCGUCGUAUUUGUUCCUUUCGUGGUGCUUACGCUGCUGAGUACACUCUUGGUGUUGGCCCUGAAGAAAAACACGAUGCCUGUACACAUGCUUAAGGAUUCACAAACACAACAGACACUUCUUGUUGCAAGAAAUAAGACGGAAAGGAAGGUUACAAUAAUGGUGACAGUGAUAAUAAUUAGCUUCAUCAUAUGCAAUGCACCCGGAGCUAUUCUAUCUUUUCAAAGCAAAUUUCAAAAGAUCAGAGGUUCCGAAAGGUCAAAGGUUAGUUGUCGCUUAUCACGCUUGCCUCAAACAUCUAGCAUGCGUUUAUAG
Molecule: messenger RNA, 516 nt
Organism: Necator americanus (New World hookworm)
Lineage: Eukaryota; Metazoa; Nematoda; Chromadorea; Rhabditida; Ancylostomatidae
Exons: 3
Coding region: 1-516 (171 amino acids)
Cellular component (GO): membrane
Source: RefSeq, a predicted model, not a curated record